This is a messenger RNA of Fusarium coffeatum, 1170 nucleotides long. RefSeq lists its product as uncharacterized. Gene Ontology annotation, molecular function: L-allo-threonine aldolase activity. The coding region runs from base 1 to 1170 and encodes 389 amino acids. Gene Ontology annotation, cellular component: cytosol. The transcript is spliced from 2 exons. Lineage: Eukaryota; Fungi; Ascomycota; Sordariomycetes; Hypocreales; Nectriaceae. Gene Ontology annotation, biological process: glycine biosynthetic process; L-threonine catabolic process. The record is from RefSeq and is a predicted model, not a curated record.
AUGCCCAGCCUUAUUGAAACCCCCGAAUCCCCCUUCACACCCAAAGUCCAAUCCAAGCUCCUCGCAAACCGCGAGAAAGCUUCCCGUGACUUUCGCUCCGAUGUAGUCACCGUCCCCAUAGAGUCCAUGAUGACAGCCAUCCUCGAAGCCUCUGUCAACGACGACAUCUAUGACCCAGAAGGCGACCCUUCAGUCAAAGCUCUGGAGUCCCGUCUGAUUGAGAUGACGGGCAUGGAGGCUGCGCUGUGGGCAAUUUCUGGAACGCAGGGAAAUCAGAUCUGUUUGAGGACGCAUCUUACGCAGCCGCCGCAUAGUGUGCUUUUGGAUCACAGGGCGCAUGUGCAUUGUUGGGAGUCUGGGGCUUUGCCGGUUAUUUCUCAGGCGGGUGUUACUACGAUUAAGCCGGAGAAUGGAGUUCAUUUGACGUUGGAGGAUGUUAAGAAGAAUAUUAUUGCUGAUGGGAAUAUUCACUUCCCGCCUACCAGAGUCGUAUCCCUCGAGAAUACCCUCUCCGGAACAAUUCUACCACUUGCAGAUGCCCAAGCCAUCUCAAACUACGUCCGCUCAUUCCCAGUCCCAGAGGGCCAAAAGCCCAUCGCCAUGCACCUCGACGGAGCUCGUGUCUUUGAUGGCGUUAUCGGCGAAGGCGUUGAUCUGAAGGCGUACGCAGCAUGCUUCGAUAGUAUCUCCAUCUGUCUCGCCAAGGGCAUCGGCGCCCCAAUGGGUAGUGUAAUCCUCGGCAAGAAGCCCUUCAUCGAGCGAGCCAAAUGGUUCCGAAAGAUGCUUGGAGGAGGAACCCGACAGCCAGGCAUGAUGGCAGCUGCAGCACUUUCAGCUCUCGAGUACAGCGUCCCCAGGUUCUCGUCUGUCCAUGCGUUGACCAAGGAAGCUGCGAAGCGCCUUGAAGCUGUUGGGUAUAAGUUUGCGCUUCCUGUGCAGACGAACAUGAUUAUUCUCGACCUUGAAGCCGCUGGUAUCCCACCUGCUGCAUUCGUCGAGUAUUGUGCAAAGGAGAAUAUUGCGGUGUUUCCUAUGGCGAGACUUGUGUUUCAUCAUCAAACUUCCGAGACAGCGGUUGAUAGCUUGGUCAAGGCGCUGACGAAGUUGAUGGAGGAUAAGAAGAAUGGGGUGGCGUUGAAAGAUGGAGAGGCUCAUGGUGGAUAUAGCUAA